GAGAAAACAGAGUCCCGCUUCAGGCUGCGGGUCCAGCUCUUCUCUUCGCUCGUCAUCUGCGAACAAGAGGAAGUGAACAGGAACAAUAACAGCCGACACACCGGAGACCACAAACAGGGCAGACAGCAGUGUUAUCUGUGACGGCAGCGAUGGAGGAGUAUAACUCUGGAGAGGAGGUCAGCUUUAAUCCCGAUGAGAUCAGUGUCUCGGUAAAAGAGUGCGUUGAAGGCGUCAUCGGUGGAACAGAUUAUAACCAGAGUAAAGUCAACCAGUGGACGGCCAGUAUAGUGGAGCAUUCACUCACUCACCUGGUGAAACAAGGGCGGGCGUUCAAAUACAUAGUGAACUGUACGAUCAUGCAGAAGAGCGGCGCUGGGCUCCACACAGCCAACUCCUGCUACUGGGACACAGCCACUGAUGACUUUCAUUAAAACUGAAACGUCCCUGUCGACAGGGAGCGCUCCUAAAGAAGUUUCUGGGACUGCUUCACCCACGACCAAGGUUCAUGGAGAAGAGGAUAAGUUAAAGGCUCAGUUUCCCACACAUGGAUUAAGCCUAAUCUUAGAAAACUUUUAUUAUGAUUGCCAUUGAAAGAAGUUUUUAGUCAAGGACUAGGCUUAAAUAGACUGGAGAGACUGAUCUUUUAUUCUUUUCUCUAUGUAGCUUAGAAGUUGGAGAAGUUGUGCCAGAAACCUCCUUUCUGUUUUUUGUUUUCAAAUGUUAGAAUAAAUCACAUUUUCUUGCUAUAAUGCAGAAUCUCCAUUUAACCUAACAUACACAGAAGCUGGAGAACCCACACAGGCUCAGAGAGCGCCCAGAGAGGGGGUGAAUUCAAACCCAGGACCUCCUUGCUAUAAGGCAACAGUGCUAACCACCACACCACUGUACUGCCAACUUGGAGCUAUAAUUGUGGAAAUAACAAUAAUAAUAGUUAAUAUCCGUGUUUGCAUUUUACAUAUGACACUGAUGUUACAUUUUGGAUUAAACCGGGUUAAUUAAUUUAUGAGAGGUGGGUUGUAACACCCCCCAACACUCAGACCAGAUUUGCCUCCCUUAUGUUGAUGCAUGGUGCCAUGGUUGUUGGUCAGUUUUUUUGAUCUAUUGAAUAACUUGCCCACAAAACUGGUUUAUAAAUGGAAUCAUAAAAACAUGUAUUUCAUGUAUGAUUUGGAGUAAUUUCCUCUGCUUGUCUGUGGGUUUUCAGGGAGCUGUACUGUCAGGUGGGAGAACCGCACCAUGUACUGUGUGGUCAGUGUGUUUGCUGUAGCUGUGGCGCUGUGACAGCCCUGCGCCCACCUCUCCAUCUUCGAACACUGUCAUGUCUCAAACUUUGCUUGAAUGACACUGAAGAUCCUCUGAUUAUAUACCCUCUGAUAGACGCUGACCUACAAGUAUCUAUUUCUCCCUGCAGGCAGGAACAACAAUUUUGGUUUGUGAGUUGGCAGCCUGUGAAUACGUGCAGGUCUGACAGUGACAAAAUGUUGUUUGGUCUGGACUGGAGUCAUGAUCUGCAAACAGACCUGUUUGGAAAGUACUUUUCAAACAUGCUCAGGUGUUUUCUUUGGCCCAGAAGUACCACAUGUUGACUGUAUUUUUUUUUUCCCAUUGUGUAAAAACAGAUGACUGCUCUUUGUGUGCAGCAGGAAGUUUACAUUUGUGUUUUUGACUGAAAUAUCUGAACAUUCAUUGGAUGGUUUCUUAUUAAAUUUAGCACUGAUAUUCAUCCCUCAGGAAAAACUAUUUUAAUUUUUAAUUUUAAUUGAUGACAUUCCUUCAGUCUCAACUGUGCUUUGUGCUGCUAAUUAGAAAAUGUUAGCAUGUUUGCAACUUUGUCUCCUUCACUAUGUUCCCUUAAUAGAAACUGAACUACGACUAUAAGAAGCUUUGUAUGUUAGAGAAGCUCUGUUUAAGUAAUCACUACAGUAUACUGUAUUCCUACUAGUCUAUAUUAAUAUUUUAAUAAGUUAUUGAAAUGUUUAGACAAAACAACAGUGUUUUUCCUGUGAUGCAUUUAAUGGUCAGUCCCUGUAACCAGGAUUUUUUUUCUUUUUCUUUUUUUUUUUUUUUAAAGAUCUUCUGUAUUACUGUUGAGUUCAAGACUGUCUUUGUUGAAUUUUGUCCAAUAAAGUCUUUAAAGAUGUUC
This is a messenger RNA of Haplochromis burtoni (Burton's mouthbrooder), 2143 nucleotides long. Its product is annotated as dynein light chain Tctex-type 3. The coding region runs from base 150 to 431 and encodes 93 amino acids. The record is from RefSeq and is a predicted model, not a curated record. Gene Ontology annotation, cellular component: kinetochore; cytoplasmic dynein complex; cytoplasm. The transcript has 5 exons. Gene Ontology annotation, molecular function: dynein intermediate chain binding. Gene Ontology annotation, biological process: microtubule-based movement. NCBI's taxonomy places the organism in Eukaryota, Metazoa, Chordata, Actinopteri, Cichliformes, Cichlidae.